AUGAGCAUUGAAACAUUACCAAAUUAUAUUCAAGAGAUUUUAAAAGCAAGAAGUACAAAAAGUCCAAAUGCUAGAUUCGUCAGGAAGCUGCAUGUCCUUCUUUCAUACGUAGAUACAAAACCAGAUAAAGAAAAUUCGGUUGGUCUUGCAUGGAUUAGUGAUGAUGAAUUCAAAAUGCAUAAGAAAACACUGUGUCAAUUACUAGAUGUUAAAAUAAAUUCAUUAAACGUAAACUUAAAGAAAUUACAAUUUACACAAACAGAAACAGACAAAGCUGGAUGGACAACAUGGACGCGAAAAGGAUUUAAUAGAAGAGAUGCAUCAAUUGUACCUGAUGAAACUGAAAAUGAAAACAUUGCAAGAUUUCAGCAGCAACAAGAGCCAAUUUAUUCUCCAUCUCUUACUAUCGUCGAAUCGAUACGGAAGGCCGACUCUAUAACUAUCGGCGCUUUAGAUCAAACCAACAAAAACGAAAUUUUAUCAAAUGCAAUUAACAUAUGGCAGCAAAUAGUUGAAGUAAUAGGCAUAGAUUCAGUUAGAUCAGAGUUCUUCAUACUCAAACUAGCCAAAAGAUACAAUUUGCACGGUCAAAGUUUCGAAAAUUCAUUAUCAGUUAUUAAAAGUAUUUUAGCUCCUACAAAUGCACCAUUGAUAACAUUCUUAGAUUUCUACAAGUUUUAUUUAGCUUUUGGGCCAGAGCCAACAAUUAUGAUUAAAAUUCACUCACUUUUGGAGGUUGCAGUUAACGAUAAGCCAUGGCUAUAUUUCGGUUAUCUACCGGAUGAAAUAAAAAAAGUUUCAGAAAAUUUUGCAUAUUUUGACACAGAAAAUGAACCGAAUUGCUUAGUUAUAGUGUGGAAUGGAAUGACUCACAAAGGAUAUAAUUUGCCUAACGUUUCUUCUGAUUCUUCAUAUGUUGUUGCUGAAGCUGGCACAUUUAAAUCAUGGACGGACUAUAUUCAGUCUCUUCAUAUUAUAUAA
Trichomonas vaginalis G3 is the source of this 981-nucleotide messenger RNA. RefSeq names its product Initiator binding protein 39 kDa family. The record is from RefSeq and is a predicted model, not a curated record. The transcript has a single exon. NCBI's taxonomy places the organism in Eukaryota, Parabasalia, Trichomonadida, Trichomonadidae. The coding region runs from base 1 to 981 and encodes 326 amino acids.